Molecule: messenger RNA, 2025 nt
Organism: Symsagittifera roscoffensis
Lineage: Eukaryota; Metazoa; Xenacoelomorpha; Acoela; Convolutidae
Product: mesoderm induction early response protein 1-like
Exons: 1
Coding region: 16-1560 (514 amino acids)
Biological process (GO): negative regulation of transcription by RNA polymerase II
Cellular component (GO): nucleoplasm
Molecular function (GO): histone deacetylase binding; transcription corepressor activity
Source: RefSeq, a predicted model, not a curated record
AAUGAAUAUAAGAUUAUGGCCGAGUUCCCUGAGACUGAAAUUGACAGUGAGAACAACUCAAAAAGUAACAGUAGUUCAACAGCAGUUGACGCAAAAGAAGCGAGGUCAAGAGUAAUUGAGAACAACAACUUCAAUGAUGACUCCAACUCCAGUGACUUCGAGUCCCCAAACCAGUACGCUUCGGACGACGAAACGACCCUGCGAGAAGAGGAAAUGCUGACUAGUGAGGCCGACAUUCAUAAUGAGUUGGAUGACCUCCAAGCUGAAAGUGAACUUCCGAUCGAGCUACUCCUCAAGAAAUACGGACUGCAAAACCAAACUGCUCAUUUAGAAUCACGUGAUGCUUCGGGUUUGGGUUCCAAUGAGAGCUCCUCGCCUGGAAUCGAAGAGAGCUCGAGUAGCAUAGAAAAUGGAGACGUAGUUGGACCUUCAAGUAGCAAAAAGCGCCGAGUUGAGACGUCACACGAGGAAGGAGGAAGUUCGGAGGUUUCGGAGACAGCUAUAAGAUCGCGAGGUGAAGUUGAAGGGGCAAGAGUUGCGAAUGAUGUCGAGAACUCGGCAACUGAGAGUGACAGUGGAUCAUCUGAUGACAGUGAUUUCGUUCCCUUCAUACCUUUUAUGCCCGCCAAAGAGCCCAGAGUUGGCGAAGAGUUUCAAAUUGACGUCGGCAUGGCGGCCGAAAUGCCGGCCGCUACCAAGCAAUCAGAAAAGAGUUCAAGCCACUAUCGCGAUGAUUUAGCCGAGUGUCUCUGGUCGCCUUCGGUUCUAAGCAAUGUAGAUGAAGUAGAAGCGCAUCUUCGUACGCUUCUCAGAAUACCAAAAAGCGUUUCGUCAGUUCCUGAUAAUUGUCAUUGGCUGAACGACGUUUAUAAGGCCUCCGGUGACUUAAAGAUCCCGCUUCCAAAGCAAGCCGAACCCUCUUCAAUAAAUCCAGAGUUCACUGAACAAGAUAUUACAGCGUUUGAAACGGGGUUAUCGGAGUAUGGGAAGAACUUCAAUAAUAUCCAGAAGUAUUUUCUUCCGCACAAAAAAGUGGGAGAUGUUGUUUAUUUUUACUAUUUUUGGAAGAAAUCUGAAAGGUACGAUCAUUUUUGCUCCAUGUAUAAAUUAGGUCGAGGGCGGCACUUGCUGGAUGAAAACAUCACCGACUUCAUGUUCAGAUUAACUAAUGAUAUUCAGUCUAUUCCGCAGCACCCGACAAACACUAAAGAGAGUCCCUUUACUCGCUCGCAAACUGCCGCGUCAGGAGGAACUCAAAAUCAAAAUGCACUUUCAGAACCAACAAAUAUUCAAAGUAGAGAUACUAGUACUCUAAACGAUGUCCGAGAUGAAUACUUUCAAAGUAGUUCGACUGGUCUUGGCAUCAAAAGCGACAAUGAAGCGACGAACACUUCAACAAAUGCAGAGAAUAGUAGUUCCCUUUCGCCGGGCUCCAAAUCUCCCUCGCCGCUCGGGCCUAGUCGUGAAAAUUUUUUGUUUUCUGACAAUGCCAAUACUACUAAUAAUAUAUUGGUUUCGAAUACCAAAUCCUCUGUUGUUUUAAACGAUGUGUCAAAUUAACCACAAUUUUUGAGCAAUUUGAAGAACUAAGAGUCUAAUUUUGCAAAACUUUUAUUUAAAAAGUUAAAAACACUCCUUUUGAUCAAUAUUUAGCUGCUUUAGAUUUUUUUGAGUACUUGGUGAUUUCGAUAUUUACGCCAUAAUAUUGAAAGUAUUUGUAAUGAAAAAAUUGACCUGUACUUAAUUAUAAUAUUUUGCUGUUAAUGAAUUUUAACUAACUCUCUUGCGAAUAUAAUUUUGCACCUUGUGAUAAUAUCUGCAAGAACAUAAAUUUACGUUCAAUGAGACCAUUUGCAGCUAUUUUUGUGAUGAGAUUUUCCGUCUGUCGAAAAAAAGUUUUGUUCAUGUUCAUUCUGUUCUGUAUGCUGAUAAAUUACAGAUUAUCAUUUUAUAUCUCUGUGAUGUUUUGUUUAAUUUAAACUCUUAACGAGGUCAGCCAUCUAAAUUCUAAUUUGUCUACAUUUG